Molecule: messenger RNA, 1606 nt
Organism: Drosophila eugracilis
Lineage: Eukaryota; Metazoa; Arthropoda; Insecta; Diptera; Drosophilidae
Gene: PSR
Product: bifunctional arginine demethylase and lysyl-hydroxylase PSR
Exons: 1
Coding region: 85-1308 (407 amino acids)
Biological process (GO): phagocytosis
Cellular component (GO): cytoplasm; nucleus
Molecular function (GO): P-TEFb complex binding; histone H4R3 demethylase activity
Source: RefSeq, a predicted model, not a curated record
UACAGACUAAUAACGCCUCCUAAUAUCGAUGACAGUCGUGCUGCGUUAAUUUCUAGGAGGAGAAAAUUGACCAAUUGCACCAGGAUGAGCGAGGAAUUCAAACUGCCCAAGCGUUCCAGGAAGCGCACCCGUGAGGUGAAGCGCAAAGCCCGCCCGGAGCUGGACGGAGAGAAUGCCUGGGUGGCAAUGAGAUAUAGCGAAAAUUUCGAGCCGUUCUGGGACUUUACCGACAACUUGGAGCGGAUCGAGGAGUCGGAGGUGCCGGAAGCAGAGUUCAUCGAGCGCUUCGAGAGGCCAUACAAGCCGGUGGUUAUACGCGGCUGCACUGAUGGCUGGUUGGCGCUGGAGAAAUGGACACUGGCUCGACUGGCCAAGAAGUAUCGCAACCAGAAAUUCAAGUGCGGAGAAGACAACGAGGGCUACAGCGUCAAGAUGAAGAUGAAGUACUACGUGGAGUAUAUGCAGGGUACUCGCGAUGACAGCCCGCUGUACAUUUUCGAUAGCAGUUUUGGCGAACACCAUAGGCGGCGUAAGCUUCUAGAUGACUAUGUGGUUCCCAGGUACUUCCGCGACGACCUCUUCCAGUACUGCGGCGAGAAUCGCCGUCCACCGUACAGGUGGUUCGUCAUGGGACCGGCACGUUCCGGCACUGGGAUCCAUAUCGAUCCCCUUGGCACCAGUGCGUGGAACACGCUCAUCCGUGGCCAUAAACGUUGGUGCCUGUUCCCCACUCAAACGCCCAAGGAACUGCUUAAAGUCACCAGUGCCAUGGGUGGCAAGCAACGAGACGAAGCCAUAACCUGGUUUAGCACUAUAUAUCCGCGUACCCAGCUGCCCAGUUGGCCGGAGCAGUACCGGCCCAUUGAAGUGCUUCAGGGAGAAGGUGAGACUGUAUUCGUGCCCGGCGGUUGGUGGCACGUGGUGCUUAACCUGGACGACACGAUUGCCAUUACCCAGAACUUUAGUUCGCAGACGAACUUUCCCUGCGUAUGGCACAAGACUGUUCGCGGGCGACCCAAAUUGUCGCGCAAGUGGCUGCGCGUGCUGCGUGAACAACGACCAGAGCUGGCCCAGAUCGCCGAUAGUAUUAACCUGAACGAGAGCACUGGAUUCGCUUCGGACAGCUCCAGUAACUCAAGCUCCUCCUCCUCGAGCAGUUCCUCUUCGUCGUCGGAGGAGAGUGAUGAUGGCGGUGAUUCCAACACGGACAGCGGCCAGGAGAGCCUGACAGCUAAGAAGAAAAAGAAGCGACGCAUGGCGGGAGGAGGUUCGGGAUCCGGUUCCAUGGGUGGAUCAUCGCGCUCCUGAUGCAGGGAGCGGGCCAAGCGCAAAGGCUUGCUCAUGCGCCUCUUUCAACGGCAGCUGAUGCUGCUACGACGGCUGCCUCGUUGCCGUAGGAGUUAGCACUUUGGUUACCACCAUCAUCAUCUGCAGCCCGGCCGUUCCAGAGUUUUGUAAUAUUUUUCUACCUAGACAAGCAUGUUUGCAGUUCUUUGAUUCCAUGCUCGCCCUCCCGUAAGCCUGCUCCCUAAUUUCAACAGAUGCUCCAACGUGACUCAUUAGCGUAAAACUUAAUUGCAGAAAUAAAAAGUCCAAUAUAUUUGUA